Molecule: messenger RNA, 2187 nt
Organism: Rotaria sp. Silwood2
Lineage: Eukaryota; Metazoa; Rotifera; Eurotatoria; Philodinida; Philodinidae
Source: the annotation of a GenBank genome assembly
AUGGCGAAUUGGACAGUAAAGGAAGUUGCUGAUUGGUUGAAAGCAAAUGGUUGCAAAAAGCAAGUUAAAAUAUUUAAGGAUAGAAAGAUAGAUGGUAAUGCUCUAAUGAAACUAACGAAUGAUGAUUUUGUGCAGUUACUUGUCGAAGUUAAUGGUGAUGGAAUGAUACAAGAGCCAACAAUUGGAAUGAAAAGUAGAUUUCGAACAAUGUUAAUAGAAUGGAAGAGGGAAAAUAAACAAGAAAAUCUGAAUAGCCAAGAUAAAAUUGCUAAUGGUUCAUCUGAGGUUGUUUCAUCCAAUGUGAUUGAUUCAACUAACUUAAAUGAGGUUAAACACAAGGAAGAUAUUGUUUCUAAAAAGUCUAAGAAGAAAAAUUCUGAUAAAGUUGUAUGUGAAGUUAAUUAUAUAGUUGAUGAUGAUAUUCAUAUACAAUUCUUUCGAAAUCCAAAAUUUCUACCAUAUUUAAUUAAUUAUAUAAAACAAGAGACAUUUUCAAUUGAAAUUGAUAUUAAACAAGUGAAUUCAAAAGAUGAUAAAUCCUUACUUAAUUAUACAAUUAAAUUAAUGGGAAAAAAAAAGCAAAAUCGUAUUGUUGAAAAUUUUAUUAAUAAUUUAUUUCAAUCAAUAAAAUGUAAAACUUAUCAUCAAAAUAAAAUAAAAAAAUGGUUAUUUAAUUUAACAUUAAUUGAUAUUAUUCAAAAUAUAUUAGAUAAUGAAAAUUAUUUAUUUAGUGUAUGUCAAUUUAGUAGAUUAAAUAAUAAAAUUUUAGAAAUUUAUUAUUUUGAUGAUGAAAAAUUUAAUUCUUUUCAAAAUCUUAUUGAAUUUGAUAAUAUUAUUCAAAAUCAAAUUUUACAAGAAAAUAUUCUUUUAUCAUCAAAUAAAUAUUUACAAACUAUUGAAUUUAUUGAUAUAAAUACACAAAAAAUUUUAUCAAAAUAUGAUGUUACUCCAACAGAACAAUAUGAAGAAGAAUUCGAUAAUAAUAUGAAUCAAUAUGAACAAAAUAAUAUGUUUAUUUCUGUUACUCGAAAUCCAUAUUAUAACAAUAGAAAAAAAACAAAAUAUAUAAUUAAAAUAUUUGGAUAUAAAAAAUUUGUCAAUGAAGUUUUGCAAAAAUUCAAAGAUUUAUUUGAUAAAUAUCGAUUGAGAAGAUAUAAAUUUAGUCAAAUGUCAUCGGAUCAACUUGAGUAUCUUGCAAACUUUUGUACUGAAGAAUUGCAUAAUAUUGAAAGAGAAUUUCCAAAUGAUUAUAUAAAAUUAAAUAUUCGACAAAAUCAAUUUUAUGCAUCACAAUAUUUAAAAAAUGAAAUUCAAAAUUCUAUAAUAAAUUUAUUAUCUAAUUUACAAACAACUACAUUAAAAAGUAUAGAAUUAUAUUAUGAUAUUGCUGAUAAAUUAUAUUUAAAUAUAAAAAAUAUUGCUCAACAAAAUCGUUGUUAUUGUGAAUUAAAAUUAAAAAAAAAAUUAAAAUCUUAUCAAAUUCCAAAAUCUAAUCAAAAUACAUCGAUUAUAUUGAAAUCAUUUAUUGAACAAUCAAAUUUAUUCUGUUCAUCACCAUUCGUUUUUUGUCAAACGAAAUUAACUAAUGGAUCAAUCGAUGUUCUUAUGGGUGAUAUCGCUUUACAAAAAGUUGAUAUUAUUAUUAUUCUGUCAACAUCAUUUGGAUUAAAAGAAAGUUUGAUUGAACGAGCCGGUGAAAUCAUUGAACAACAAAAUAAGACAAAUUCAAUUCCAUUUAUUACCGAAACAACUGGUGGAAAAUUAAAUUGUAAAAAAAUUCUUUUUGUAAAUUGGUCAUUACCAACCAUGACAACAAAUGAUGAUCAUUUAAGUGAUUCGAUUCAAUUAUUUAUUUCGAAAUCGAUUCAGUAUGUUAUUAUGGAUAGUCAACAAUCGAAUUUAAAAAUUCAAUCGAUUGCAUUUGCAGUUCCUGAUUCAUGUAAACAGGAACAAAUUUUAGCAGAAGAAAUGAUUGAAGAAACAAUAAAUCAAAUUAAUAUGACAAAAUCUGUAUCAUUGAAAGUAUCAUUUAUUUUAUUACCAGAUCAACAAAUAUUACAUCGACAAUUUUUAAAUGUUAUUCAAACGAUACAAACAAUAAAAGAUAGUUUUGGAAUUUUUUAUUGUUCAGCAUCAAGUAAAAUUUCACUUAAUCGUAAUUUAGAUUAUGAAAAAACAAAUUUAUAA